Molecule: messenger RNA, 1293 nt
Organism: Siniperca chuatsi (mandarin fish)
Lineage: Eukaryota; Metazoa; Chordata; Actinopteri; Centrarchiformes; Sinipercidae
Gene: ttc9c
Product: tetratricopeptide repeat domain 9C
Exons: 4
Coding region: 180-857 (225 amino acids)
Molecular function (GO): protein binding
Source: RefSeq, a predicted model, not a curated record
AGAAUCUGAUUGGCCAAAUUAAAAAAACGAUUGACAGUUGCCACGCCCUCUCAAAGUCUCCGGUCAGCAGAGAUACAAACUUGGCCUGUACAGCAGCAGAAUGAUUGUCAACUGCAACCAGUAGCUGUCCGUUGAGUAUCUUUUCAGUGGCGUGUAAGCUAACUAGCUCCACUGCGGAAAUGGAGGCUGGAGGAGGAGAGGAGAGUAUGGAAGUGCAGGGGGCAGCGGCAGCAGCAGAACCAAGCUUUUCUGGACACAGACAGACUUCCGCAAAGCCGGUUUGGGCUUCGCUAGAAGACGCAGCCCAAAUGAAAACGGAAGGGAAUGCUUUCUACAGGGAGAAGAACAUUCGCUCUGCUAUCGGGCGUUAUCACCGUGCUCUGUUGAUCCUUAGAGGCCUCGACUCUGAUGUGAUGACGCCAGUAAAAGGGUUUGGACCUGAGACACCUGCUCUCACACCUGAACAGGAGGCUGUACUGAGAAGCACACAAGUUGACUGCUACAACAACUUAGCUGCCUGUUUGCUGCAGAGACAGAGUGUUGACUAUUCUCGUGUGCGGGAGUACAGCCUGCGGGUACUGCAAUGGCGACCAGGUGAUGUCAAAGCACUGUACAGGGCAGGAGUCGCCACUCUGGAGAUGGGAGAUGCACAGAGUGCCAAACAGUACCUCACCCAGGCCUGCAGAGAGCAGCCUAAUGAUGCCAAUGUGAGGAAGCACCUGCAGAGGGCUGAGGAGAAACUGAAUCGGGAGUUACAAAAAGAGAGGGCCAUGUACCGAGGCAUGUUUUCCCCCAGCCUGAAGAGCAGCUCCGGAGAAGGGAUUAACCAAACCAACAGAGCUGGUGAGGGAGUUUAGCCUGCCAGCUCAACCCGCCAAAUAAAGCCUCAACCUGAGAGAGACUGUGUUCAACCUCAACUGUUCACAAACCAACUGAAGAAUGUUCACACAUCUUGAAUCACUAAUGUUACUAUUUCUCCUUUAGGUGUUUAUGAGGUGAGCAUGGGAAAGUAAGAAUUGUACAUUAUACAGAAUGCGAUCAGUAAAAGAUGUCGCUGCUGAAAAUAGAAAGGAGCAGACAGGAAAGUUAGUUUCCUAGCAACAUGGAAACAAAGCUGGUUUUUAGCCCAACAGAGCAAGAGUUUGGAUAUUUCACAAAAAUGCCUCUGAUAGCUAAAGUGAGACUCUUCAUGCACUACUCAAAGUUCUGAUAAUGCCUUCAUGAUUGCAGUUGUCUGAUCAGUGCUGUGAAUGUUUUGUGAGUUUUCAAGUAAAAUAUUUUUUAUAAAUCAGA